Messenger RNA from Notolabrus celidotus (New Zealand spotty), 2429 nucleotides. RefSeq names its product hyaluronan and proteoglycan link protein 1a (gene hapln1a). NCBI's taxonomy places the organism in Eukaryota, Metazoa, Chordata, Actinopteri, Labriformes, Labridae. The transcript is spliced from 4 exons. Gene Ontology annotation, molecular function: hyaluronic acid binding. The coding region runs from base 53 to 1078 and encodes 341 amino acids. The record is from RefSeq and is a predicted model, not a curated record. Gene Ontology annotation, biological process: cell adhesion.
UUUUAUAUUUCCACUUUUUAAAGAGGGCCCUCUGUGUAAAAAAAAAGAGAAAAUGACGAGUCUGCUGUGCAUCACAGUAUUCAUCCUUACUGUUGCUGGCAGUGCAUACAGCCAGCCGACGGCCCGUCCCUUCUCACUAACAGUUAAGGUUAUUGCCGACCUUGGCGCCAAUGUCACCCUGCCCUGUCGGCUCAUGACCAAGGACGUAUCGCCCUUCAACACUGGUAUCCGAGUUAAAUGGACCAAGGUGGCAGAUGAUGAGUCCAUGAAUGAGGAUGUGUUGAUGUCAAUGGGAUUCCACAAGAAGACCUAUGGAAGCUUUGAGGACCGUGCCUUUCUGCAGGAGCUUGACAAUGAAGAUGCCUCCUUGAUAAUCACUGAUGUUUCCAAGGAUGACACGGGAAAAUACCGCUGUGAGAUCAUCAACGGGAUGGAUGACACCUUGCAUGAGAUGGACUUGGAAGUUGGAGCUGUUUAUACAGAUGGUGUUGUGUACCCAUACUCUCCCCCUAUCGGACGUUACAACCUGAACUUCGCCGAUGCUGUCCAGGCCUGUGCAGAUCAAAAUUCUAGUAUUGCCACCCACGAUCAACUUUACGAAGCCUGGAAGAGCGGUCUUGACUGGUGCAAUGCUGGCUGGCUGGCUGAUGGCACAGUGCAGUAUCCCAUCAACAAACCCAGAGGUCCUUGCGGUGGUGUCAAAAAUGGGCCCGGAGUUAGAAGCUAUGGCAACCAAAACAAACUGCUGGGCCUCUUUGAUGUGUUCUGCUUCGCUUCUGCACAAAGUGGACGUUUCUACUGGCUGGUUCAACCCGCUAGGUUGACCUUUAAUGAGGCUGUGCAGGCAUGCAUAGAUGAUGGUGCAGAGAUCGCCAAGGUGGGCCACAUGUAUUCUGCAUGGAAGCUUGAGGGCUAUGACCGCUGCGACGCUGGAUGGUUGGCUGAUGGAAGUGUUCGCUACCCCAUCUCCAGGCCCCGCAAAAACUGCAGCCCAACAGAAGCUGCAAUUCGCUUCCUCGGAUUCCCUGACAAAGAUGUAAAUUCUUAUGGCGUCUACUGCUACAAAGAGGAGCAGUGAGGGGUAGAUAGAAGUAGGGAAAACAUAACCACCAAAGAGCUCCAGCAAACACAUCCAGUAACAUCAACUAUAAAGCUUACCAGCUUUGGAUCGUAACUAGCAUGAACUCAAUACCUUUCUGAAACUGUGAUAACCAUUGUAACUCCUUAAAAGCCAAUACUGUACAUCUUACACCCAUAUGCAAUGAAUCACAAAGUAUUUUUUAGCCAUUAAGUUUUGUUUUUCUCUAACUGUGCAUCCAUUAAUUUUAAAAGACUUUUAAAAGGCAACAGUGCCAAUGUAUGAGUGACAUGACAGAGACAAGAACUUAAUGGUUAUUGACCACCAUAUAAGUUUGGUUUGUCCACAGAAUGAUUAGAUGUGUGAAGUUCAAGAUUGGGAGCAUUUUUGCUCUGGUGCAGAUAAAAUUUGUUGCUCUAGAAUUGAGACCUUGAAUUGAAUCAAGUCAUUAACAAAGCUUGGCACCUACUGAUGAGCUUUGGGUAUGAUACCUGAUUUACUGCAGUAUUCAACUUGAUCACUUUCUUGGCACAGGUGAAUUUAUGUUUCACCUCUUGAACUGUAGAAAGGUUUUUCACCCUGAGGAGUUGUGAUCAAAUGUAUCAUUUAAAAUGAAUGUAAAUGUCUCAUUGGGCUGUGACUUUUUCUGCAUCGAUAGCUACCAUUCAUUAAGCUCCCAACUGCAUUAUGAAAUUUUGUAGUGCUAGUUUUAACCUUUGUUUUUAUUUUUGACCUAUAGACAGUUUCACUUAUUUUUUUACAUGUUAAUAUUGUUAUUUUUUAAAGACAACAGGUUCUGUCAAUUCAGCUUUCUUGUCAAGUGUAGUUUUGAAAAACGUAUAACAGGCACAUAUAAAACAGCAGCGACUCAAGAAGUAGGAACAGAACAAGCACAGAUCCCUUAAAACAACCUUUUAAUAAAGUAUAUCAAAACUUCCCAGCGAUAUUCAAGAGUAAUGCUAAUGAUCACUCACACUUCUGUUCAAGGAUUCAAUGAUGGUCAUGCUGUAGUUAGGGGAUGAGAUAAAGUGUUAGCACCGCUGUUAGCAUGGAGCUUGCUUUUGAAACAUUUGCCCAAACUACAGGACCACACCCUUUCAAGGUAUCAGUUGGAAACAUUGUCCCUAUUUUACUUUUCAUAACCCCUGGCACUGACAACGGUUUUUACUGCAAGUAACAUGUGGUAACACGAUGAUGCAUUGUUCGUAAAAGCAAAACUUAAACAAUGUCUGUUAUAUUUGUGCAUUUGUACACACUUGUGCAUGAAAAAAGGUGAAGGUAUUUUUGUAUCUUGUUGCCAUGUACCUUUUUCAACAAGCAGUUUGAAAUAAAAAAUACAACUUUAAAAAUA